UCGGACUACGAUCAGUACCCAACUGUGGAUCCAACAGCAUCCAAGUCAAGCGCAGCUCAUGGGUCAUGGAGGAUGGUGGGAGUCAGCGUCAGAACUGGUGCUCAAGUCUCAAGGUGCUUGAAUACAGUGAUCGCUGCGCGGUAUAACAAAUGUGUGCGGCGAAUCUAGGUUAUUUGGGAUGCCGCACGGCCUGUUGCCUUGAUGGCCGUUUCACUUUUAAGUGUACUGCGGCACAAUGAGGGAAGAAACGGAGGAACCAGAGCACGUCUGCACGCCGGUGGCUACACCGAAGAAGCAAGGCACACGAAGGCAGUUCCGUAGCUACACGCUCCUCGAUGGGAUGGCAGUUCUCUGGUCGGUAGGCAGCUUCCUCUUUGACACAGGGUCAGACAUUUGGGUGGCCUACCGGCAUUACAAAGACGGGAGUAUCUGGUACUUUGGAUUGACGUUAGCAUUUAUCCUGGUGCCGGCGUUUAUAAUGAUGGGCUUCAGUUUCCGUUGGUAUCUGCUGGACUUAAAAUUGAGACCUGAUAGCUAUCCGUCCAAAACACAGUGGUGUGUGCGCACUGUGUUCCACAUCCUUCAGCUUGGGCCCAUAGUGAGAUAUCUGGACACACUCAUCUAUGGUCUCAAGAGCAACUUGAACAAAGCUGAGCAGCAGGAACUGUACAGACGCAGUGCCGAAGAAGAUGUAGAUGCCACCAUGCUGCGCCUCUUUGAGUGUUUCAUGGAAGCAACGCCACAGCUUAUUUUGCAGAUCUGCAUUCUUGCCAGGGAUUAUCCACACCAAGAGGAGGAUUUUUGGACAGUGGUGGCCCAGAAUGUGUCCAUUGUGACGUCCCUGGUAUCUGUGGCAUGGUCCUUGGCAUCUUACAACAAGGCCCUGCGGCUGGUCAUAGAAGACAAGAGCAAAAUGCGGUGGAGAGGUGCCAUUCUGUACUUCAUGUGGCGGCUGUGCGUCAUCGCUCCUAGAGUGCUGGCCCUGGGUCUCUUUGCCUCCCUUUUCCCCAUGUACAUGUUUCUCGUGUGUGCCGUCCGAUGGCUGCUCAUGUCUGCUUGGAUUAUUUCCAUGAAAACACAUUUCUAUGACAACAGGGUGGAAGAGCUGCUGUACAACCUGGUCCUCGGUGUUGUGUUCAUCUUCUGUUACUUGAACCCAGUGGACACACCUACACGACACCGCUUUGCCAUCUUUUAUGUGGCCACCUUCCUUGAGAACAGCAUAUUACUGAGCCUCUUCUAUGUGUACAGUGAGCCAGACAUCUGGUACAAACUUCCUGCUGUGCUAGGUGCAACUCUCAGCUUUGGCAUGGGAAUCACAUUUAUGGUGAUCUAUUACUUAUUGCUCCACCCAACCGGUGAUAUUCCCGUAAUACGGAAGCGAUGUCAAAACAGUGCUCGAAGAAAGCCUGGAAGGACACCUACCUCAUCUUCUAGCCUGGAGAAUUCUGCAAAGGUGUCACAAUGGGUGCAGUUGCCUCAAGAAGAGGAAAAGUCAUCACACCAGAGAGCCUUCCUGUUAACAUAACAUUUUUUUAAUGGGUGCUGCUGGCAGUGAGGUAUGCAUAUAUAUUGUGAUUUCACAAAACGAGCUCGAACAAUGAGACCUGUGCAUAUUACGUAUGUGUAAUCUUUGCAUAUGGAAUAUAAUUCACUGUACCCUUGGGUAUGACAAGGGUGGAAACAUUACUGUGUAGGCUUCACUAAGUCAGAAAAAGAAGCCCAAGAAAGUGCUACAAUAUUUGCGUUUUUGUACAAUAAGUGUGGUAGUUUCCAAGAGCACUUCCAGAGAUUGUCUGUGAUUUCCAUGUAGCAAUGCAAGUGUUAAUCUAUUGAAAUAUGUGCGAGAAAGGUCAAAUGCAUUUUAAUUUAUAUACAGUACAAAUUAGGAACAUCUCAGCUGAUUUUAAUUAAUAAUAAUUGAGAGUAGAUUACACGUAACCCCAUUUGCCGAUUUUGUUGCAUUCUUAGGCACUGACUUGCAUGUGAUACCUUCAUGCCAUAGUAAUAAAAAUGAGUAAAAGUGAAUAAAGUAUGAACCAGUUAUUUUACACAGGGGAAAGUUCUCAAAUGUGUUUUAAUGAAACCUAUAGACUCACUAAAAGCAUAAUGAGGAAUAGCCAUUUACAACUGCACUCACUUUGCAUACUUCAGGUUUUCCCAUCCAUUUUAGUCCAAGUGCUAUCUGAAUUAGUCCAGGUGCCAUCUGAAAUAAUCUGAGCUCCAUUCGAUUUAAUCCGGGCGCCAUCUGAAAAGAUCCAGAUGCCAUUUAAUUUAAUCCGGGUGCCAUCUGAAUUAAUCCAUGGUGUUUUUAAGCACUAUAACCAUGUACUUACACGAGGGACAUCCCCGCAGAAUAUUCUACAGACAUGUAGUGGAAGGAAAAGUAAAAAGCUGCUGACAGGACUUAAAUUCUGCUGCGUCUUAUGUUGAGCAUUCGCACGGCGCCGAGAUAUCGAAUGUUAAAGCAGAAGCAUAACAGACGACACCAUUGGUCAUGUCGUCUGCUACAGAAUAUCUUCUGAGUGAGCUGCAGGAUAUUCCACACGGUUAGAAGAGCAGGAAUGACUCCCAUGGCAGACGACACCACUGGUACUGUCGUCUGCUACAGAAUAUCUGCUGACCAGAACUGCGGGAUAUUUCGCGCGGUUAGGAUAGCGUGAAAAGGCAUGGCUCACAUAGCAGACGACACCACUUGUUGUGUCGUCUGCUACAGAACGUCUCCUCACUGAGCUGCAAGAUAUGCCACGCAGUUAGCAGAGCACAAAAUGCAUGACUCACAUAGCAGACACCAUUGGUCCUGUCGUCUGCUACGGAAUAUCUUGUGACUAAGCUGCGGGAUGUCUUUCCGUGCUCUUCAAAACGCAGAGAAUAUCCUACUGCAGAGUCACAAGAUAUUCCUUCGCAGACGACAGGAACAGUGGUGUCGUCUACUAUGAACAUCAUGCCUUUUCGCGUUCUGCUAACCGCGCGGAAUAUCCUGCAGUUCAGUCAGAAGAUAUUCUGUAGCAGACGACAGCACCAGUGGUGUCGUCUGCUAUGUGUGUGCUGGCUUUUCGUGUUCUUCUGACCGCGUGGAAUAUCCUGCAGUUCAGUCAGAAGAUAUCCUGUAGCAGAGGACAGCACCAGUUGUGUCGUUUGCUAUGUGAGUCAUGCCUUUCCGCGCUCUUCUAACCGCGCGGGAUAUCCAACUGUUCAGUCAGAAGAUAUUGUGUAGCAGACGACAGCACCAGUGCCGUUGUUUGCUAUACUUCUGCUCCAACUCCCAAUAUUUCAGCGUCGUGCGAAUGAUCCACAUAAGACACGGCACACCUUCAGUUCCAUCAGCAGUUUCCUUUUUACUUUUUCUUCCACUAGAAUACUCUACAAAGAUGUCCCCGUGUGAACACAUGGCUAUAGCGCUUAGAACCACCAUGGAUUAAUUCAGAUGGCACCCGGAUUACAUUGCAUAGCAUCUCGAUUUUUUCAGAUGGCACUUGGACUAAAAUGGACGGGAAAACCUGUAGUAAGCAGACAGAGUGCACUGUGCAGAAUGUCUCAGUUUUAUUGUUGUUUGGAGCACUGAGAGCACAUGUGGCUACUGGUGGCGGAGCACCCUGAGGCAGCUGUUACAAUGAAUAUGCAACUCCAUUCCCCACCUUUUAUUUAAAAAUAUGCCAACAUUUAAAUCCUGUGGUGGCAUUGUGUUUUUUUUUUUUUUUUUCCUUUUUAGACAGUGUAGGCUGCAGCCAUGGAGCCUAGAGCAAGCAGUGACCUCUGAAUGGCAUGCCUUUAAUGUCGUGUUGGCCAUGGGCGUAUGAAAAAUUAAGCCUCUGAACCUAAUCAAGUUUGCUUUACAACCAUUUUUGUGAUGCCACCCAUAUUUGAGUUACAAGAAACUAGCUGUUAGUGAUGUUUGAAGUGAUAAGUGUAGUAUGAUAUAUUUUUGGGCUAUGGUAACAUGGCAACGGUUUCUGUAGUACCUACUUUGUUAUUCAAAAUAAUUAUCUUGAAGCUUGUUGUGAAACCUUCCACUUCCUGCAAAGUUUUUUUUUUAUGUGCAUUAUCGAAUACAUACUGCCUGUGGGAUAUGGUCAGGCAACACUACAACAUUCUGGUCACACAGCUACUGGCUGUGCCAGAGUCAGCUAAUGCUGUUCACAGUCAUAGGAGGGAUACAAACCUGCCAGCAUUGCUCGCUCCUGUCUACAAAAGGCCUUGCUUUUCUUUCCUUUCCUUUCUUUCACAAUGUUGCAAAACUGCAGUCUUUUUUCUUGGCAAUGAUACUUUCGACGCUGACGCAAUCGCCUCUUGUGGCUGCCAUUGUUUCUGCAAGUUCCAGACAUAAACGUACACAUAUGGUUGAAGAAUGCAAAGUUUCUUGCUCAGAAGAUAUGUGUUUCCCUCAGAAAUGCGUGCAAGAGGUAUGAGGGGAGAGUCACUGUUGCUGAAAUAGUUUUUAAUCAUAUUGCUGUGCUAGGGUUCACACUUUCUGCUGCAAUGUUGUACCAUGUUCUAGUCCACAUUAUUAUAGUUUCUCAUUGUAACAUUUCUAGCUCAAAACCAGUAAUAGCCAGUAAGUACGGUAACUUAUCCAUUCUUCCUACAGUAGCAAAGUAAAAGAAAUUAACACUGCCAUUGUAGCUUGUCAUGUCCUGAAUGAGAAAGUUUGAUCAUUGUACAUAAAUGUGUUAAAAUUUUAUUCGGACAUAUUUUCAUAACAAAAGUUUUGGGUUGCAGACAGGUGUAUUAGAAGGUGUUGCAGAAGCUGACCACAACAAUGAGAUAGAAUAUCAAAACUUUUCUUUUUUUUUUUUUUUUUUUUUUGUCGGCAGCACAUGGCGCUAUGAAACAAAUGUGAAAGUAAACACGAAAUCAUGAGAAAAAAUAACUCAUUAUGACCUAGAAUUGCCUAUUUUUGUUACUUCCAAGUACAAAAUCCAACAUUCGGUGAAGGUUGAUUGAAACAGAAUCCUCGGGUCUGGAGCCACUCAUGUUUUGAACAGAAGCCAUUGUGCUACCUGAAAUCGUUUAGUAGCAUUAAUAAUCCAUAGACAGCGGUGGCACUUCCUUGAGUUUGAGGAAGCGGAGAACGAAACACACACAAAACACAAGAAGUGGACAGGACAUGUUUUGUACAUUUCAUUCUUCGCUUCUUCAAACUCAAGGAAAUGCCACCAUAGUCUACACCACUUACACCAGCUUACUUGCCUCCUCCUGCUGAUAGUUCAUGUUCUUCAAUAUUCCCUCUUUCUUACACCAGGCCCGUAUUUUGUGUAUGGGUGGAAUUCAACUCCUGGUUGGAAAUAAGUUUACCACCCCUGAUCUAUAGUUUGCCACCCCUGAGGUCUAGCCUCACCUGUAUGUUUUGUUUUUGAUAAGAAGCACAUACAUAUCAUCACGUCUUAUACAAAUAAUCCUGUCACUUUGUCGUUCUUUCUUCGUCUUUUGGUGUGCUCUGUUUUUCCUUUCUUUCACUGUAGGUAAUUGGAGUAGAUUUAUAUGUAAGGACGGGUUUUUUUCCUGUAUUGGGUGUUGUUGCUAUCACGGUCCCAAUUUUGUGUGUGUUUUUAAUUUGUUAUUUGAGAAACAAAAGUUAACAACCCUUAAGAAAACGCUGGAGCACUGUGCUUGAUAUGGGUUGUAAAGUACUGUAGUUUUGCUUGCCCAUAGUCCUGAGACUGUUGCAAAUGCCAGAGUGAAAAUGUUUCAAUGUUAUUCCUCUGCAGUAACGAGCGUGAGCUCUUUCAGUUUGUGUCAAACUUUUUAUCUAUGCAGUACGCAGCAUACAGUAGUUCCAUCGAUACUGUUUUACAACCAGCCAGCAAUAAAUCAUUUAUCUAAAUACAUUUGAGAACUGCACCCACAACACUAACAAUGACCUUACUACCAAGUAAUCAUAGGAGGAACCUGGUGGCACAUCCAGAGCACGCACAUACCAGCCUCUUAGUGGAUCUAGUCGAACCAGGUUCCUCCUUAUAUUCUCGCCUUAUUGUUAGGAAUUCUGUUCAAGUGUGUAUUGUGUGUUAAAAAAAACAGUGCAAUGAAAUCUAGUGUUUAAAAGUGUGCCAAUAGCGGUUACAGCUACGUCAGUUAAGUCACUAAAGGCCACCGUUGUAGUAAUUAGCUAGUGUUUCAAUUUCGUGAUAUUUAGUCUAGUCUGUGAUAUUUAUUGCUUUGUUUAGUUUUCUGUAGGGGAGCACUGUCCAUGUUGGGUAUAUACCUUGCUAAAAGCUGAAGUGUUGCAACCAGAGCACCAACCUGGCACAAGCAAUAGAGCUGCACUUGACACCUCAUCAGCAUGCACAUUUAGUCCGUGAGAUAGACAACAGCACUGGCUUCAGCUUGUGAGUGGCUAUAUUUGUGCAAAUAAUACAGAGUUUCUAAUUCAUGCAACUCGCAGCAGACAUAAACUAUUUACGCAUCACUCAAAACUAUCUCCUUUAUACAUGUGUCCUUUUUUUCUAUAAGGGAUAUCCUCAUUCUCAAACGAAGAAGUACUUUUCACAACGGACGGAGUAGCUUGUCUUACCAAGGUCUAAAUAAAAAUUCUGAGGGCAGGCUGUUUUCUAGACUGUGUUAGUAAAUAAAUGAGGUUGGUGCAUGUUCAUUCAUUAGCCUAUUCAUUUCUAAUAAUGCGACGAUGUUGCUAAGUUAACUUAUUUGCAUGUUUCACCACACCUCUGAGCCAUAGCGGUUGUGACAUGAAUGUUAGCAACUAUGGGUUAAACGUGUAUGCAGUAGCAAGCCAUGUUCCAGUUGUUGCCUGACAGGGAGCUUUACCUGGUAUGUACUAUGUGUGUGGUCGUAAUCUAGAGGUUGUGGCAGUGAGAUGUGUUUACAUAGUGAGAUGUCUUGACAUGGCAUUGUAGCAUCCUCACGCACUGUAGAGCAUUUUGCAUGAAAGUGAUAAUUGACUUGCCGUGUCGAAAUGCUGUUCCUACUUGCUUGAGGUCUUCGAACUUUUGUUUUUGGCAAUUUGACUUUUGUGUUUGGCAUUUUUUAAAAUGACUUUUCUUUUCAACCCUAGAUUUUUAGAGCAUAUUUCAGAGAGUGUGCACUGAGUUCUGGAAUCAAAGAAGCUGGGUAGAAGAUUUGUAGCUCCAUUUUCGAGUGAAUGGAGAACAUUGGCAGUCCCCUUGUGUGUGUCGGAGCUGCCUUGCUUUUAAGGCGUUCCAUGUUUUCCCUUUUAUAGUGCCGAUAUACCUUCGAGUGAUGCUUAUGUACCUCAGGAAUGUUAGACAAUUGUUGUGUAAUUUCAUACUGGGUUUCGAUUGGGGUGUGUUCAGUAAUUGCUCAAUUGCUAAUUGGGGUGUAUUGGGGUGUAUUCACUAAUUGCUCAAACACAAAAUGGCUUACAGCAAAUGAAAUACUUCCAUUCAAU
Messenger RNA from Ornithodoros turicata, 7363 nucleotides. Its product is annotated as XK-related protein 4-like. NCBI's taxonomy places the organism in Eukaryota, Metazoa, Arthropoda, Arachnida, Ixodida, Argasidae. Gene Ontology annotation, cellular component: plasma membrane. The transcript is spliced from 5 exons. Gene Ontology annotation, biological process: apoptotic process involved in development; phosphatidylserine exposure on apoptotic cell surface; engulfment of apoptotic cell. Bases 236 to 1528 code for a protein of 430 amino acids. The record is from RefSeq and is a predicted model, not a curated record.